This is a messenger RNA of Prunus armeniaca (apricot), 702 nucleotides long. Lineage: Eukaryota; Viridiplantae; Streptophyta; Magnoliopsida; Rosales; Rosaceae. The record is from the annotation of a GenBank genome assembly.
AUGGGGAAAAUGGUGAUGGCCAAGUCCAAGCUGUCCUACGAGGAGUCUCGUAGGCAGAGAUUGGAGGAAAACAAGAAGAGAAUGGAAGCACUGAAUCUGCCUCAGCUUGCUCAGGCUCUUAAAACCACAUCUUCUCCCAAACCCUCCCCUAUGAAGCGGACGAAGCCUCGUACCGUCGAGAAGAAGAUGGUUGUGGUGAGGAGGUCCUCUCGCGUCGCAAACCUGCCUAACCCUGUUUACAAAGAAGUUGUUGUUGAUCGAGUGAUGAUACCCAGAAAGACCUACUCUAGUAGGCACAGGGAUUUGUCGAACCGGGUAUAUGCUUCAGAUGAAGCCAGAGCUGAAGCCAUGGAGAGAGCUGAGAAUUUAGAGUCUGGUUUGGGAUCCGAUCACCCGAUCUUUGUAAAAACAAUGCUCCCAUCUCAUGUUUCUGGUGGAUUCUGGCUGGGUCUUCAAGUCCAGUUCUGCAAGGAGCACCUCCCAAAGGGUGAUGAAGUUAUGACAUUGAUAGAUGAAGAUGGCGACGAGUACCCAACAAUAUACUUGGCCCGGAAGACAGGACUCAGUGGUGGAUGGAAGGGAUUUGCAGUUGCUCAUGAUUUGGUUGAUGGGGAUGCAUUGGUUUUUCAGUUGAUUCGCCGUACAGCAUUCAAGGUGUACAUUUUAAGGGUGGGAAGGCCUGAAGAUGGCAACAAGCUUUAA